AUGCAGAGCAAGAUGAAGUUGGCGAUAGCAAUCACCACUUGCUUAGUACUUAGCUUGGUGCUACUACUACCAUCCUCCAACAUCUUCAACCGUCUCAAGUCUGAUCUUACAUUCACAGGUUCUAAAAAACCGAGGGAGAAACUGCUAGGAGGGCUUCUUGCUACAGAUUUUGAUGAGGAAUCUUGCUUGAGUAGGUAUCAUCAGCCAUCUUUGCGCAAACCUUCACCAUACAAACCAUCUGAAUCUCUUGUUUCUAAGCUUAGAAGUUACGAGAUACUUCACAAGCAUUGCGGUCCUGGCACAAAGGCAUACAAGAGAGCUACAGAGCAGCUUGGUCACAAUGAUGUCAGAAGCUCUGGUGAUGAAUGUCGGUAUGUAGUGUGGAUGCCUAUGUUUGGUCUGGGAAACAGAAUGCUUUCUUUGGUCUCUGUCUUCCUCUAUGCUCUCUUGACAGAGAGGGUCAUCCUUGUUGACCAACGGAAAGAUAUUACGGACCUCUUCUGCGAGCCUUUUCCUGAAACUUCCUGGUUACUUCCUCUGGAUUUCCCAUUGACGAAUCAGUUAGAUAGCUUCGACCGGAAACACCCGCGUUGUUACGGAACAAUGUUGAAGAAUCAUGCCACUAACUCAACUACAAUACCGGCCCAUCUUUAUCUUGAUAUUUUCCAUGAUUCCAGGGAUCAUGAUAAGAUGUUCUUCUGUGAAGGAGACCAAGCUUUCCUUGGGAAAGUCCCUUGGCUUGUCGUCAAAUCCAACCUUUACUUUGUUCCAUCUCUAUGGAUGAUCCCAAGUUUCCAAACCAAACUCAUUCAGCUAUUCCCACAGAAAGAUACUGUCUUUCACCAUUUGGCUCGGUAUCUUUUUCAACCCACAAACCAAGUUUGGGGUAUGAUCAGUAGGUCCUACAAUGCUUACUUAUCCAGAGCAGACGAGAGACUUGGGAUUCAAGUACGAGUAUAUGGCAAACACGCUGGAUAUUUCCAGCACGUGAUGGAUCAGAUUCUAUCAUGUACACAAGGAGAGAAACUUUUGCCUAUAUUGGCCGCACCAGAAUCACAAGCCAGUAACGCAUCAACAAGCCCGAAACUGAAAGCUGUCCUGGUCACAUCUCUGUAUCCGGAGUACUCUGAUAAACUAAAGAACAUGUUUUUCGAACGACCAAGUUCGACAGGAGAAAUCAUUGAAGUUUAUCAGCCAAGUGGAGAAAGAGUUCAACAAACAGACAAGAAGCUGCAUGACCAAAAGGCGCUUGCCGAAAUCUACCUCCUAAGCCUAACUGAUAAACUUGUCACAAGCACAAGGUCUACCUUUGGAUACGUAGCUCAAGGUCUUGGAGGAUUAAAGCCAUGGAUCCUCUACGAACCAAGGAACCGCAUAGUUCCUAAUCCGCCAUGUGUUAGGGCCAUGUCGAUGGAUCCAUGUUUACUUAGAGCUCCGCUCCAUGGUUGUCAAUCCAAGAUAAUCAAAAACACCCCUUUUGUUAGGUAUUGUGAGGAUUGGACCACAGGCCUUAAGCUAGUUGAUGUCUGAGAUGAAUUUUGAUAGUAACGCUUCAUCUUCUUUUAUGUUCAUCAUUGUUGCUUUAACAAAUUCCUGAAAACACCAAAACUGGGAGACUGGCUUUGGAUUGUCCUAUUGUGUGUUCUGAAAGAGACUAGUUAUGUAUCAACAUCGUAAUGCUUCGAGAAAUGGUGUUUUGCUAGUUUAGAUCUGGAAUAAACAUGUGACUCAAAGAAACGGGGAAAAAUGUAACUUCAGAUCAGAGCGUGAGUCCAUUUCCCUCGCUUUCAAAACUGAACCCAUCUUACACACAGACAAACAAAUCAGAAUAACUAAGAAACUGAGAAGACAUCAUCAGCUUCUAACAAAUCUCCAGGCUCCAGCAAACCAAAGUUCCGGCGAACCCUUAAAUGUAUAUGGUACAAUGUGUUCCACCAAAACAUUCAUCACUUUCUUUGUAGUCUGCUCCGUGCUUCUACUUGCAUUCACUAGCAUCCUUUAUUCGCGAGCCGUUGGAUCUGUUCCUCUAAAACAAAACAAAUUGUUACAAACUGUUCUGGUCAUCUCACCUCUCUGAAUCCAGACUACUCUAAUAACUUAAGGAGCUUAUAUUAGGAACGUCUGACUUCAACGGAAGACAUCAUCGGAGUUCACUAACCGAGUCAAUGGUGAGAUGUCAUCUUACAUCGCCAUAUUUUAAUUUCUCUCUGUACUCGGCGAGAUU
Messenger RNA from Capsella rubella, 2224 nucleotides. RefSeq names its product probable fucosyltransferase 9. Gene Ontology annotation, biological process: cell wall biogenesis; xyloglucan biosynthetic process. The coding region runs from base 1 to 1530 and encodes 509 amino acids. Gene Ontology annotation, molecular function: galactoside 2-alpha-L-fucosyltransferase activity. Gene Ontology annotation, cellular component: membrane; Golgi apparatus. The transcript has 3 exons. The record is from RefSeq and is a predicted model, not a curated record. Lineage: Eukaryota; Viridiplantae; Streptophyta; Magnoliopsida; Brassicales; Brassicaceae.